AUGAAUCAGACGUUUGCUGAAGAAUACGCGGAGUUAAUAACCUUUGUCUACUAUUGUAGUAAUAUUUCCCUUACAGCCGUCGUCUUUCUAUUUGGAACCUGUUUCUUGUGGUACAGAGAUCGGAAAUACCAAAAAAGGAAGGACGACGAGGAAGGAAGAAACCAUCAGAGGCGCGAAUGGCGCAAGUUCGCGGAAAGAAUGAACGAUGAUUACAGGAAUCUGAGAAGUAACCAGACCCUUGAGAACAUAUUAAAGGUAAAGAAAACUUUUGAAGACUUGAAAGUUCAUUCUAAAGUAACUGGCCUUGAUGUUUUGAGAUACUGGCUCGCUGAUGAUCGCCACCGAAAUGUUUGGAGUGAGUCACCCCAGCUGAGGGCCCUUCGUGAAGACCUCCACAGGAUCUUCUUGCAGCUAAAUUUCUGCUCUUCGUUGAUCCAUUUAGGAGAAGUGCCCAAAAAUAUAACGGAAGAAUUACGAUAUGUAGUAGAGGAAUUGGGGAAUGUAGCAAAGCCUUUCUUAACAGGUGAUAAACUAAAGGUCGCUUCGACAUGCCUCAAACAUUUUGGCAUGCCGGUCAAGAAAGAAGAAGAAGAAGAAGGAGGAGGAGUAGGAGGAGAAGAAGAAGAAAAAAAGCUUUAUGAGUUGGUUGAAGGAAACAUUCCGUAUUUAGACAGCCUAAAGUUUGGUGAUAAUGAUGAUAGGGAUAGUUCAACAUCAUCACCACCCCCUCCUGUAGAUUAUAGCCAGUCCAAAUUUUUUUUUAAUGUGAGCAUGCCAGACGACAAACAUAAUUUCCUCUGGGAGCUCCAUGAUAAUCUAGAAACGGGAGAGUAUAGGACCCUUUUAGUCAGAGGGUUUAAAGAACGACAAGCAGAGCCACCUCCAAACUUGACCGACCCUAUCGGUGACGAGGAUAGCGAUGAGGUAGUUCUCGCAAAGGUGCUGCAUGAGGUACGUUACUAUAUCCAUCAUCUUCAGAACAACCGAGAGCUAUGGGAGACAGCAGUUAAUGUGGGUAGACUACGUCAGGUUCAUGAGGAAAUAACG
Molecule: messenger RNA, 1047 nt
Organism: Pocillopora meandrina
Lineage: Eukaryota; Metazoa; Cnidaria; Anthozoa; Scleractinia; Pocilloporidae
Source: the annotation of a GenBank genome assembly